AUGAACGCUUUAAACAAUGGAUCGCAUACAGACCAUCCAGAAACAAAUGCUCUAGACAUCAGUAACAUUCCUCCUAUUCAAAGAAACCCAUUCAUGUUUGUACUUCAAGGGACAGCUGGUGCAGCUUUUGCUGGUGCGAUAGGAGGCAUGGCUUCAGGGUAUAUCCGGGCUAAUAAUCUUGCAGCUUCUGCCUUUGGCAUGGGAUCUAAUUGGCUGAUUAUAUCUGCACCGUUUUUGACAUUGAGAGAAGGUGUGUUGCAGUUUAGGUAUUGGCAAAACGAGAGAAAUGGUGUUCAUUCGUUAUUACGCAAAGAUGCCGACGACAAAAUUGCAUCUACCACUGCUGGGAUGAUCACUGGUGCCGGACUUGGAUGGAUGUGGCGCGGCAGUGCAGCCGCUCCAACUGGUGCUAUUAUGUAUGGUCUAAUAGCGUACACGAUCCAAUCUGGAUUAAGUAUGGCUCGCAACUAUCGGCUAGACAAGGCAGCAGAGUUGUAUCAGAAGCGUCACCAACUCAAUCUGAAAGCGGGCUACACAGGAUCUGAUUUGACAGCGCUGCAUACCGAAGAGAUUGGACGGCCAAUAUGGUGGAAAGUAUUAUGGCGUAACAAAAAUGACGACAUGUCUAUGCAGGCCAGACCAGAUCCGAACUGGGAUCCUUUGGGAUCCGCUGCUCAAUGGAUUUUUACUCAAAUUCGAACUCGCAUCGACUUUGGCCCUGAAUCCAGUCCCUUUUUGAAUGCAUUUGAUCUCAGGUAUCGAAAAGUGUUGAACGCCAAACUCGAUAUCUUGCAAGCUCAGAUAUCGUUGUUGAAAACUGAGAUUUAUAAUUUGGAACAAGUUACUGGUUGCAGUGUCGCACCCACCGUGUCUAAUUCAAACAAGACUGAAAAUGCAUAA
Molecule: messenger RNA, 900 nt
Organism: Batrachochytrium dendrobatidis JAM81
Lineage: Eukaryota; Fungi; Chytridiomycota; Chytridiomycetes; Rhizophydiales
Exons: 4
Coding region: 1-900 (299 amino acids)
Source: RefSeq, a predicted model, not a curated record